AUGAAUGGAACUAGGUUGCAGAUUACACAGCUAGCAGAUUUUAUGAUUGAAGCAAAGGUCAUAACUGGAGAGAAGACAGGAGAGAUAGUUCUUAUACCAAGGCUUUUAAUAACACCAUCGGAUGAUAAACUCCCGUUCAAAAUGAGGAGAAGACAGUUGCCACUUGCCGUUGCUUUUGCCAUAACCAUAAACAAGAGCCAAGGCCAAUCUCUGUCCGAAGUUGGUAUUUAUUUACCAAGACCUGUAUUCUUUCAUGGUCAGCUUUAUGUAGCAAUCUCUAGGGUGACAUCAAAGAAAGGUUUGAAGAUUUUGAUUGUUGACAAGGAUGGGAAGCCCAAGAAGAAGACAAUGAAUGUAGUUUCCAAAGAGGUUUUUUAG
Microthlaspi erraticum is the source of this 378-nucleotide messenger RNA. Lineage: Eukaryota; Viridiplantae; Streptophyta; Magnoliopsida; Brassicales; Brassicaceae. The record is from the annotation of a GenBank genome assembly.